AUGGCAUCUGCGAUAUCAUAUACCGGUGAAAAUUCCGGGUUUCAAGUGGGGCAGAACAAUGGUCACAUCACCGCUCAGUUCCCACAACCAGAAACAUCGUUGAAUCAAGCGUGCCUACGGGAUUUGCGGACGACCAAUCCCGGCGAUGACAAAGAACGUAUUAGAGCCACCAACGGAGGGCUGCUCAAAGAGUCAUACUACUGGAUCUUGGAUAACGAGCAAUUUAAACAAUGGCAGGAAAACCAAACUAACCGUCUGCUCUGGAUCAGAGGUGAUCCCGGAAAAGGCAAGACAAUGCUCCUGUACGAUAACACGGCCAAAUAA
Molecule: messenger RNA, 324 nt
Organism: Penicillium arizonense
Lineage: Eukaryota; Fungi; Ascomycota; Eurotiomycetes; Eurotiales; Aspergillaceae
Exons: 2
Coding region: 1-324 (107 amino acids)
Source: RefSeq, a predicted model, not a curated record